Molecule: messenger RNA, 618 nt
Organism: Nannizzia gypsea CBS 118893
Lineage: Eukaryota; Fungi; Ascomycota; Eurotiomycetes; Onygenales; Arthrodermataceae
Exons: 3
Coding region: 1-618 (205 amino acids)
Source: RefSeq, a predicted model, not a curated record
AUGAGAAGAGAGACAUCUUAUAUUUUUUCUCCGACCUGUCUGAUCAAAGGUACGAGCCUGACUAUCGACGGCACGACCCCAGAAAUAGAAAAAGCAACCUGGCAAAAGAGAGAGAGGAAAAGAAAAGAAGUCAAGGAAGAGGCGUCGGGUGGCCAUGAGACUAUCGCCAACCACCCGUCCGAUCGAUCUACCGUCAACCGUUCCGAGGGGAGAGGAGGGCAAAAGCGAGAGGAGCAAGGGCUUGAGAGCGGUGUACCCGAGCCAACGCCAACAAUGACCGGAGGGGGUUAUUUUUUCCCUUUCGCGUGCAGUUUGUUUACUUUGCUGCAAAAAAGCGCAAGGGAGGGCAACGCUACGUGUAUGUACUUAUACAUACGGAGCACGGCAGAUUGGAGAGCGAACAAUCGGAUUCACUCCACUGGUUCCUCCUACCCAUUCGUCCACACAGCUCUGAGGGAGGGCCCCCUGAUGCCAUUCCUCCCUGCUUUGGGAUCCCGUCCCAUCCCAGCUGGGUGCUCCAGCCAGAGCCAGAGUUGCGUUGCUGUUCCGUCUAUCCCAUCCCAGCUGUUACGUCUUUAUUCCGGCCUUCAACGCUGCUCGUCCGAAUGGACUGAGUAA